This is a messenger RNA of Hypanus sabinus (Atlantic stingray), 4063 nucleotides long. RefSeq names its product lamin tail domain-containing protein 2-like. Gene Ontology annotation, cellular component: nuclear envelope; cytoplasm. Lineage: Eukaryota; Metazoa; Chordata; Chondrichthyes; Myliobatiformes; Dasyatidae. The transcript has 16 exons. Bases 1163 to 3088 code for a protein of 641 amino acids. The record is from RefSeq and is a predicted model, not a curated record.
GAACCUUUGGUGAAAAUGGUUCCCAUAAGGUUCCCGUCAUAGUCACAGAGCUACAGUAUACUGCAGGGAUAUAGAAAAAAAUUACAGCACAGUACAGGCCCUUUGGCCCACGAUGCUGUGCUGAACAUGUACUUACUUUAGAAGUUACCUAGGGUUACCCAUAGCCCUCUAUUUUUCUAACUGCCAUGUACCUGUCUAGGAAUCUCUUAAAAGACCCUAUUGUUUCCACCUCCACCACCUUUGCUGGCAGCCCAUUCCACCCACUCACCACUCUCUGAGUAAAAAACUUACCCCUGACAUCUCCUCUGUACCUACUCCCCAGCACCUUAAACCUGUGUCCUCUUGUGGCAACCAUUUCAGCCCUGGGAAAAAGCCUCUGACUAUCCACACGAUCAAUGCCUCUCAUCAUCUUGUAAAUCUCCUCUGCACCCUUUCUGUGGUUUCCACAUCCUUCCUGUAGUGAGGCGACCAGAAAUGAGCACAGUACUCCAAGUGGAGUCUGACCAGCAUCCUAUACAGCUGUAAAUUUACCUCUUGGCUGUUAAACUCAAUCCCACAGUUGAUGAAGGCCAAUGCAUACACCUUAACCACACAGCCAACCUGCGCAGCAGCUUUGAGUGUCCUAUGGACUGGGACCCCAAGAUCCCUCUGAUCCUCCACACUGACAAGGGUCUUGCCAUUAAUACUAUAUUCUGCCAUCAUACUUGACUUACGAAAAUGAACCACCUCACAUUUAUCUGGGUUGAACUCCAUCUGCCACUUCACACCCCAGUUUUGCAUUCUAUCAAUGUUUCGCUGUAACCUCUGAGAGCCCUCCACAAUAUCCAAAACACCCCCAACCUUUGUGUCAUCAGCAAAUUUACUAACCCAUCCCUCCACUUCCUCAUCCAGGUCAUUUAUAAAAAUCACGAAGUGUAAGGGUCCCAGAAGAGAUCCCUGAGGCACUCCACUGGUGACCGACCUCCAUGCAGAAUAUGACCCGUCUAUAACCACUCUUUGCCUUCUGUGGGCAAGCCAGUGCUACAGGUCUAACCCACCCCCAGUACAGAGGGAGAGCAGAGAGGAGACACCAGGCGGUGUCAACCAGCACCUCCACCAUUCCAUCACAGACACAUCGGCCAGUGACCUCACUAAUCUACUGGCCUUGUUCUGCCAGGAAAGGAUGCCCUUGCUCAUCAGAGCACUGGAGUGGAAGAGCCAGCAGGUGAGGAUGAAGAGGGAGCUGCUGAAGGAGAGGGAGUUGCAGGUUCUGUCUGCCCGAUACCCAGUGAAGCAUCCUUUGGCCCAAACGGAAUGGCUGUGGUCUGAAGUUCAAGCGGUGAAGACCAGACUUGUGGAGCUGCAGAUGAUGUAUGAGGAAGAGGCAGUGCUGAAUGCCCGACUCCAUGAAGUUGUCCAAUGGCUGACCCAGCAAAUGGAGAGAGAGGAAGCGCGGCACACCCAGGACUUGCUCUCCAUGGGUGAACAGAUUGAGAGAUCGAAGCUUGGAGUAUGGAUGCUGGAGGAACACAUGGGAACCGACGACAUGGAGGAGGCUUUGAAAAUUAUUCAUGAGAGCUGGAGAUCAAUGGUGGAAUUUGAAAAGAAAGCUUUUCAGGAGAACAUCGCACAGACGUAUGAUCAAAGUCUGGUGACACUGAACACCUUGCAGAUGAGCAAUCAGCUGCUUCUGAAGGAGGCGCUCUCCGAGCAGCAGCAGCUCUGCCGGUGCUCAGAGGUGCUCAGGGACCACGUCGGUGCUCUGCGGUGCAAGGUCUGGUGUGAGGAGUCACAGUGUCGGACGCUGGAGGAGACACUUGAGCAGGAGCGCAGCUGCAAUCAGUACUAUCUCCGAGCCCUGGAGCAAAGGUGUCAGGGCCUGUGGCAGCACCUACAUGGAUCGGCAGAGACAGACCAUGGUUCUUUGGCUGGGGGCAUGGAGGCAGACUUCGCCACUGUGAAGAGCAGAACAGCCAAAGAGGAUUGCUCUCAGGUGAGGGGCCACAGAGAUUCAAUGGAGAGGAGCCCCCCUCCUCCGGAGUCGGAGAGCGAAGGGAAUCCGGAAGUUGUUGCAAGAGGAUUAUUGGACCCUUCACUCUCGGCUACAGACUCCCUAAUCCCUCGCGAUCUGGCAGCAGAGGAGAAACAAAGUCCUUCACGUCUGAUGGCUGAACAACAACCCCCGUACAGGAAGGGUCUCGGUGUGAGGAUAAAACAGGUGGAUCGCAGAGGGCGCUUUGUACAACUCUACAACCCCUCCCACCUGGAGGAUGUGGAUCUGGGGGGGUGCCUCCUUCAGCAGAGUGUGGCUGGACAUCUUGUCUCCCUGUAUCAUUUCCCCAGGGGCACCAACAUCCCAGUGCAGGACCACCUCAGGGUGUGGGCAGCUGUUCCUGAUCACAGCACCAAGCGCCGAACAGAUGUUGUGUGGGAUGAACUGCAGAGGUUCCGAAGUGGAGGGGACUGUACCACCACUCUUCGUCAACCAGAUGGGCAGGUGAUUGCACAGUAUAUCCCAUCACACCGACUCUUGGCUGCGGUGAACAUCGGUGAUGAUUCGGAAGACUGGGUUUACUCUGCAUGGGAUACACAGCAGGCACCAUCAGCCGCCUCCUCACAGAGAUGGUAUCUGAGGGAGGACGAGAGGGAUUCAGGUCAUGUGGACAACAUCGCCCACCCCUCUGCGACUGGGUGUACAGAACACCAGGACUCACAGAACAGGGACAGAAGUGUUUCUGCUUGGAUCCGCUCUGUGGCUGAGCAACCUGAAUCAAACGGCUCCAGCCUCUCGGAGCGGAGCUGCCUGUGGUCCCGAGCCUCAGUCGAUUCUAAUGUCAGGAGCUACGUCCCCUCCAGCCUCCGGUCGCUGCCUCCGGACUCCCUGCCAGCUCUAACCACACCGGCUUCACCCAGCCCACCGUCAGCGACCCCAACACCCCGACUGUCCACGGAUGCAGAAAGACCAGAAUCAGUGGUCUGUGCGUUACAUUUGGCAAGGAUCCGAUCACUGACAGGACGGAUGACCGAGAGGAACGCUCGGCCAAGGUUUGGCCUGAGGUUUAUGAGCCACCCACCCAUCACCACCGACUUUCGCCACAGCAGGAGAUGAAGGAGCCCAUGAGCACUGAGGAUUGGCGGGGGGGGGGGGAGUUCAUUCAGCCCAUCGAUCUGCCCGCUCCUGCCAUGAGGUUCACACCAGGGCGUUCCUCACUGUCUCCAUGUUUCUCUCUAAGUGUGGCUGGUGAACUCCUGGAUGUAGCACUGUGUGAAGGGCUUCACUGAUCCAGCCGGGGUGCAGCUAAAACAUAGAACACAGUACAGGCCCUUCAGCCCAUGAUGUUAUGCCGACCUUUUAACCUACUCCAAGACCAAUCUAAUCUUUCCUUUUCACAUAACCCUCCAUUUUCCUAUCAUCCAUGUGAGUAUCUAAGAGUCUUUUAGAAGUCCCUAGUAUAUGUGCCUCAACCACCAUUCCUGGCAGUGCGUCCCAACAAUCUCUGUGUAAAAAGUUCACUUCUUACAUCCCUCCUCUACUUUCCUCCAAUCAUUAUACCCUCUGGUAUUUGCCAUUUCUGCCCAGGGAAAGGUCUCUGACUAUUCUCUCAAUCUAUACUUCUUAUCAUCUGUACACCUCUAUCAGGUCAGUUCUCAUCCUCCAAAGAGAAAAGCCCUAGCUUGGUCAACCUUUCUUCUUAAGACAUACUCUCCAAUCUAUGCAGCAUCCUGGUAAAUUCCCUCUGCACCCUUGCUAAAGCUUCCACACCCUUGCUAUAAUGAGAUGGCUAGAAUGGAAGUUCUCCCAGUUGUUCACAUUCCCAUGCCUCACAUCUGAUUGAGUUCUAGAUAGGACUUCAGUCUCCUACUCCCUCCCCCAGCCUUACCUUUCCUAGGUCUAGGUUGGCCAGCUUGAUUUGUUUGUUGGUCCACAUUCACCCUCCCACUCUCUGCUCUUGCCCUUUCUCUGCAUUUUCUGAUAACUUCACCUCUGAUGGUCCCUGAUCGUUUUUCCCUCUGCACGGAUGCUGCCUGGUCUUCUGAGUAUGUUUAGACAUUUAUGUGAUAAAUAAAUGAAUCUGCAUCAGCA